AUGACAUACACAACUUUUCAAGCUCAACGAACCACGAUCGACCUCAUCCUUGUUGCAACCCAUCCACCCCACUCCUUCGGAGUCCUUCUUGUCGAUUUGACGGCCCCAAUCUUCCUUUUAGCGCUUACCCAGGGUUUAUACAACGAAAAGGCGCAGGGGUACACUUCUAGGAGCCAGGUCCCUUCUAGGAGCCAGGUCAAGCCACCUUGCGAUGCGUGGAAGAGUUAA
Molecule: messenger RNA, 228 nt
Organism: Histoplasma mississippiense
Lineage: Eukaryota; Fungi; Ascomycota; Eurotiomycetes; Onygenales; Ajellomycetaceae
Exons: 2
Coding region: 1-228 (75 amino acids)
Source: RefSeq, a predicted model, not a curated record